CGACAGAAAGUGAAACAGAGCGGUACGGGUAGUCCGACUGGGACGGGACUGUCCUCCGGCAUCUGCUGUGGUCCCGAAUGACGUUUUAUGUCAAACCAUAAAACGGGAAAAUAAAAAAGCAAGCAAAAUCAAGACAUAAUUAAAGAUUGCUGGCAGAAAUCGCUACGCACAGAGCCAUUUGAGCACAUUUACGGCAGAAGCGGACUGGAAAUCGCGGACUUUUUGCUGAACUGUUUAAGUUUGCUGUCAGGUCGCACUAGGGGGCUGCAAGCUGCACGUCGGGGGGCGUGAGCCGCGGAUUUCUUUUGGUGAGUUUCGGGCAGUCCGGUUAGAUGUCUGAGAAGCUUUUCUGGAAAUGAUAAAGCGACGCUGAAGCUGAAAUAUCUUACGAUAAGUUUGCAAAAAUAGCUUGUACGAAGCAAAAACUGGAAUAUAAAGUAAAACAGCUGGACGGGCUGCCGGCGCCACACCGGGGACUUGAAGUAGAAAGCAAAUCUCGGAGCUGCCGCGCUUUAAAAACAAACUCCCUACAACCCGCCAGCCCCCGCUUGGUGGAGGACAAGGGUAACUGGCGAAUAUAUUGGGUUUGUGAGAAAGUCGAUUUGAUCUUAUUAUUAUUAUACUUGUUCUUGCCGACAUUAUAUGUACCUGGGUAGGUGCAUGUUCAUUGGAGACAGAAGAAAAACCAGCAUAGAGCUGACCGUGAACUACAUCACAGUUAAAGUCGCGCAGAAAACGUGAGCUGGAAUUGUCCCUGAGGUUUUACGUGUGUACUAAUGAGGGGCCUGAAAAUGUGAACAUCCUAAGUGCUGCAGCCACCAUGCCCCCGUUGGCCACCUGCUUUGUGGCCGGGUUACCCCCCCAGCUGAGCGUGGCUGCAGUGAAGGGCAGCGGAGCCCCAGCGCCGUCCUGCUGUCUGAUUGUGUCCCAGUGCUGACAGGGGAGGGGAGGAAAGACGCAGGGAGAGAAUAUGGGCAACUCAUCUAAGAAGGAGGCCGCUGAAGGGGGAGAGGGUGGUGCGGUGGCAGAGGAGGUUGAGGAGGGGGCAGAGCAAAAGAAAAAAGAGGAGGAUGAGCCAUAUUAUGACCAGGAACUGCCACCACAGGUGGAGGAUAGUGUUGAAUCUCGGGAAUCAAUGCUAGGGCUGACCUUCCUAGGCCUGAGCAAUCUGCCGACCCGCAUCUGCUCACUAACGCAACUGGAGAAGCUGUUCCUCUCUAACAACCGUUUACAGAAGCUACCAAAUGCCUUUGCCCAGCUGGAAAGGUUGCGUGUCCUGGGUCUCGACCAGAACAAAUUUGACGAUAUACCGUUAGUAGUGUGCGAGCUGGUAAACCUCACCCACCUCUACCUGAGCAACAACAAGCUCCUGACUGUGCCUGUAGAGUUGUGCAACUUAGAGAACCUGCGCUGCCUCUGGUUGGACGGUAACUACUUCCAGCAUUUCCCCCGGCUCCUCAUGAAAUUGCCCAACCUUAGCUCACUGCAGCUGGGAGACAAUAUGAUAAGGGAUCUGCCCAACAAUCUGUGGCGCAUGGAACAGCUACAGGGCCUCUGGCUCUAUGGCAACCGCUUCAGCAAGUUCCCGAAAGUGCUGACGCGCAUGGAGUACCUGGAGGUCCUGGACUUGGACCGGAAUCAGAUCCCUUCCUUACCUGAUCUAGACCACUUGCCUGCCCUGCGUCUGUUCGCAUAUGAUCUAAAUCCUGUCAAGGUCCCCCCCAAAGUGCUUGAUGAGGUGAUGCUGGUGGGACCGGGGGCAGCUGAUCUCAGGGAUGCAAGGGAACAGAAGUUGGAAGAAGAGAGACAGGGUGCUGAAGAAGAAGCUGCAAGGCACGCUGAAAUGGAGGCCAAGUUGCUACUCAAGAUAAGGCUCAAAGGGCCAACACAGUUGUCUACCUUGGCACCGGAGCAAGAGCCGGAGCAGGAGCCGGGCACCUCCCCCGAUCGCCAGCCCAAUGGCGUGGCUGAUGGGAUGGUGAAUGGGGUGGGGCUAGAUGGUAGAGAGGGCCAAUGAAUUAUCAAGUAGAGGGGAUGCAGGCAGUGUUACUGUGUGAGAAGGGUGGGAGGGAGUACGUAAGUAUAAGCAAAGCCCCUGUCAGGGUUCGAUUUGGCAGACAAAACUGGAGAUGGAUGGUGAGGAACCAUAGAUGCUUAUGUGGGACAUAACCCUCUGCCCCCCGCCCUCCUAGGGACAAUAGACGUUCCAGAACAUAAAAAUACAAAAUCAGGACCAUAAUACCCAGCAAUUAUUAUUGACAUUAUUAUUUCUGACUUGGUGUAUUGGAGUUCACUUGCCACUGGCACAUGAGCAUGGCGAUGGUCUCUAUCGCCGGGGAGCACAGCUAAGGAUGCAACUCCUUCCCGGUCCCUGAGCAGAUGCUGGGAACUUCUUGCGUCCAGAGAUUAUCCAGCUUGAAUGUGAAUAUGCACAUGCUGCACACUUUACAGAUGUGGGUGAGUUGGGAGCGAAGAGCAGGGCGUGACAACAGAAAGUUAGAGAUGUGUGAGUGUGUGUUUGUGUGUGUGACGUGACAUAGACAUAGGCUUGACUGUGUCAAUGAUUCAUCUAUUCUGGUUACCACACGGUAUGAGUGUUUAGUGUGACGUGUGUACAGAAACACCACAGAAACACAUUUAAUCUCUUCUCAUUAAAUAAUUGCUGAAGUGACGUUUUCUGCUGUCAUCUAUUGGCUCAAACCGCUUCAGCGUUUCCGUCUCUGACCUGUGCGCUCGUGGUGCAGUAAUCCAUCACACGCCUUUAUGUCAGACUAAUGCAACUCCAAUAAAUCUCUCUAAACACAUGUAGUUAGGCAAAGUGUGUCUUUAAAGCUCUCGGAGUGUGUGAUCCUGUGAGUGUGUGUAUGUGCUCCUUGGGGUAGGUUCCCUGUGACCUGUUGCAGCUAAGAGGUUGGAAGGUGGAUGGAUAGAAGAAGCAACAUCUGGCAUAAGUCUUAGAAGCUAAGCUAGAAUUUUUGGAAAUAGUGCUUUUGCAUUGUAUCAGAAGUAUAAUAUGUUAUAUACGUUACAGAGAGGUUUUAUUCGUGUUUGCUUUAUGGAUCAAGUAUGCACCAAAACAUAUGCUGCAUUCUGUUUAC
Molecule: messenger RNA, 3098 nt
Organism: Brienomyrus brachyistius
Lineage: Eukaryota; Metazoa; Chordata; Actinopteri; Osteoglossiformes; Mormyridae
Product: leucine-rich repeat-containing protein 10B-like
Exons: 1
Coding region: 971-2017 (348 amino acids)
Molecular function (GO): protein binding
Source: RefSeq, a predicted model, not a curated record